This is a messenger RNA of Xenopus laevis (African clawed frog), 1277 nucleotides long. RefSeq lists its product as uncharacterized. The transcript is spliced from 2 exons. The record is from RefSeq and is a predicted model, not a curated record. Bases 406 to 702 code for a protein of 98 amino acids. NCBI's taxonomy places the organism in Eukaryota, Metazoa, Chordata, Amphibia, Anura, Pipidae.
CAGAACAAAUCGGCCAGGUACCAGCAAGCAAGGGGAGGAGAGUCAGGAGGAAAUAUACAUGGCGAGAGAAGAGGGAGGGACAGAAAACAGACCUAUGAGAGAUCUGACAGCUCUGAAAGGGAAAAAAAGCUUACUUACUAUUUCCUUCAUGUAUCUAAGGUUGGAGCAUGAGCUUGAAAGUUAACUUUGCAAAAGCUGUACUGUAUGGAAUUAACUGCCACAGCCAAGGAAGAAAGUUGCAUUGUGGUAGCUUUUAAACAUUAUCAUGAGGAGCUGGAACUUUGGAUGUGAUCAACCUUCUAUGCAAUAGAAUUUCUGCAGGACGCAAUGACAAAGAGUUUCUGAACCACAUCUCCAAAGGGACCGGACAACAGCUGCCAUCACACAUAUCAAAAGAAUCUCAUAAUGGACAAUAUCAAUUCAUUCUUUCUUUCCAUCUAUGACAUGCUUAAAGCCAAGCACGAGGAGGGCAUUUAUAACACAGUUUGUUUGAGUGUAUUGCUGGCUCUGCCAUUGCUGACAUUACUUAUACUCAGUAUUGUUUGUUGUCAUUGUUGCUGCUGUCGGACCAAAAAGAGGCAAAAUAUCAAAUAUCCAGCGGGCAAAAAGAAAAAAGGGAAGAAGGAAGAGGAGGAUCUUUGGAUCCCAAGUCCACAAAACAAGUCUUUAAUGCUGGAGAAGAUCCCUCCAUUUUCUGUAUAGGCUUGUCUCAAUCUUGAAAAGAAACUCAGAUCAAGUGCACUAAAACGCUUGGCAUAAUAUACUGUUAAUACCAUACUACUGACUGUCAGUUUUCAAUCCUAUUAUCUGAUUGGAUAAAGCUAGAGUACAUCCCUGUACUUUCCAUUACUCGUCCUUUUGGUUACCAUAAAUAGACAGUUGAUGGUGAACUACUUCUUGCAGUAAUUUUAUGGUCUAUUGCUUUAUGCUCAGCUGACUGACAUGCAAAUGUAAAUAGCAGUAGCUUGCCAUUUUUAAUUACUUUUAUCUCAGGAAUUUUUAGAAAUGAGAGUGUUAUAAGCAAUGCACUUGAUUACCACCACUUUGGAAGCCAAAACAGAAUUGUCACCAAUGUCCAAGGGCCUAUUGUAUGGUGAUAAUCCAUCCUUAGAAAAAGAAAACAUCCCAGUGUUAAUGGUACAGCUGUUUGAAGUCUCACGUAUUAACUUCUGUACCCGGCUAGAGCUCUGUACUCUUGGGACAGUAGAGCAGCCUUUAAAGGACCAGUAACAUCAAAAAAAUUAAUUGUUUUAAAGUAAUAAAAAUAUCAUGUAGUG